UGCCUGCAAAGAAUGGUUGAAAAGCAAGAAACUUAUUUUAGUGAGUACAAACAAAAGAUAUUUUUUGAAAAUAGUUUGAAGUAAUAUGAAAUUGAUAGAAUUCAGUCUGAUAAAAAAAUGUUCAUGAGAGUGUUAAUAUUUAUAACUCCACUUUUGAACUUGUCCUGGCCAUUGAUAGCCCUGAAAAAUAAGAAGUUAAAAUGUAUUGCUAAAAGUGAAGGAGCAGAUAGGAAAUGUAUUGAGAAAAAAGAAAGUUUUUAAGAAUUUAAUUUGAAACGAUCACGUAUAGAAUUGUUUGUGGAAAUAUAUAUAUUAUUGAAUGUGCCUGGCUUCAAAGAGGUUUAAAAAUAGAUUUUUUGUGAAAAUUUUAGCACUGUAUUGUAGAAAAUCAAACUACAGCAGGGAUAUAAGGGCUUAUCAAUUGAAAUCCCUGUGUAAUAAACAUAUAGUCCUGCAAUGUUAACAGUAGGGGCCGGGGGCCAGCGGGAUGAGCUCCAAGUACAUCACCCUUUGACAGAUAUCGUUGAUCUAAGCGAUCCAUUCGUAAUAUCCUUUGCACAGUUGUGCAACCUGGUAAACCUGCAUUGAAGCGGAUUGUCCGUCAUUUUGGCAAGUCGGUUCUUCGAGACGAUGGGACGCUGGAUAGAGCCAAGCUUGGAUCCAUCAUAUUUGCUGAUUCUGAGAAACGGAAGAUACUGAACCGCUGCACCCAUCCCUACAUACAACGGACGAUGCUCUGGGAAGUCCUGACAAGCUUUCUCUCUGGACACCAUUAUGUGAUCUUGGAUGUCCCUCUGCUCCUAGAUGGAAGUGCUCUGAGAAGGUUCAUCAAAUAUGUGCUUGUGGUGUAUUGCGAUGAAGCGACUCAGCUGGAUCGUCUAAUGUCUCGCAAUGAUCUAACCCAAGAGGACGCCCUUCAAAGAAUCAACUCGCAGGUUCCACUUGAGAUCAAGAAGAAACAGGCCGACUUUGUGAUCGAUAAUAACGGAAGCUUGACUGCCACAAAACAACAAGUACUCGAACUAUACGAGAGAUUAGAGGGUUCAUACGCACACUGGAAAUUGAGGUCAUUCUUGUUGGGGAGUUUAGUUCUUCUUGGGGGUGGUGCUUACAAGUUAUAUUCAUUCCUAUGAACUUUGGGGAUAAAAAGCAUAUUGAAAUGAUGGUCCCUGUGUUAAGUCUAUGGGAAUGAAAAAAAUCAAUAGCCAAUGGGUUAAGAUUUAAAGAUACAUGGGAAUCUCUUUAUGAAGGACACCGUUUGAACCAAUAUACAAAUAAUUCAUGUAUGCGAGUGCUUUAUUGAAUAUGCACUGCACGCAGGUUAAGUCAUAAUGGGGUAAUGAACGAGACUUGUCUAGAUCAUUAUCCGGUUUAUAGCAGUGCAUCAUAUCGUAAAGAACUCCAUAGAUAUAAACUCAUUAUUUGCAGUUUGUUUGUUCCACAUUUACAUCAAAAAACGAUUUUUAAUUCUUUUUC
Messenger RNA from Strongylocentrotus purpuratus (purple sea urchin), 1476 nucleotides. RefSeq names its product dephospho-CoA kinase domain-containing protein-like. Gene Ontology annotation, molecular function: ATP binding; dephospho-CoA kinase activity. The record is from RefSeq and is a predicted model, not a curated record. Gene Ontology annotation, biological process: coenzyme A biosynthetic process. Lineage: Eukaryota; Metazoa; Echinodermata; Echinoidea; Camarodonta; Strongylocentrotidae. The transcript is spliced from 3 exons. Bases 732 to 1133 code for a protein of 133 amino acids.